AUGUGUUUUAUUAAACCGGACGAUGACGUUGCUGAUUUAUUAAGGAAAACGAAAUUGAUAAUUUGGGAUGAAGCACCGAUGAAUCAUAAACAUGCGUUUGAAGCACUUGACCGAACAAUGAAAGAUAUUUUCAAAUGUGAGAUAACCUUUGGUCGUAAAGUUAUGGUGUUCGGUGAUGACUUUAGACAGAUACUUCCGGUUGUACCAAAUGGCAGUAGGCGAGAAAUCGUUAAUGCUUCAAUCACUUCGUCGUAUAUUUGGAGUAGUUGCAAGGUCCUUAUGUUAACAAAAAACAUGAGGUUAACCGUAGGAGCGAACGCAUCUGAUAUAGAAGAGAUUAAAGCUUUUGCGAAUUGGUUGCUCGAGUUGGGGGAGGGAAAAAUUGGUGGCAGUGACGAUUGUGAGGUGGUUAUAGAUAUUCCUGAAGAUUUGUUAAUCAAGUGCUCUGAGGAUCCUAUGUCAGAUCUGAUCGACUUUGUAUAUCCUUCACUUCUCCAACUGUACAAAGAUAAAGAUUAUUUUGCUGAAAGAGCUAUACUAGCACCAACAAACGAGGUUGUUCAAGAAAUUAAUGAAAGAUUGCUUGCUUCGUUUCCUGGCGAUGAAGUCGAGUAUCUGAGUUCUGAUAGUAUUUGUCAAACUGAUCAAGCAAAAAACCAAGCACAUGCGAGACUAUAUUCUCCCGAUGUUCUGAAUGGUCUUAAAAUUUCUGGUCUGCCUAAUCAUCGAUUAGUCCUUAAAGUUGGUGUACCUGUAAUGUUGCUUCGUAUUAUUGAUCAACAAAAUGGUUUGUGCAACGGUACGAGACUGCGGAUUACUAAACUUUAUAGACGUAUUAUAGAGGCUGAGAUUAUAUCCGGCGGAAACAUAGGGACCAGAACGUUUAUUCCACGAAUCAGUUUGACACCGUCGGAUAAAAGAAUUCCUAUCAAGUUUCAAUGA
Molecule: messenger RNA, 942 nt
Organism: Helianthus annuus (common sunflower)
Lineage: Eukaryota; Viridiplantae; Streptophyta; Magnoliopsida; Asterales; Asteraceae
Exons: 1
Coding region: 1-942 (313 amino acids)
Biological process (GO): DNA repair; telomere maintenance
Molecular function (GO): DNA helicase activity
Source: RefSeq, a predicted model, not a curated record